CAAACAUGGCGGUUUGUUGAGGCGCACAUGUCUUCCGUUUUCGAUAUCUAAAUACACAUUUAAAAGUGCACUCAGUCUAUUUGAGGAUUAUUACCGCGGCAACACCAUGGCUUCGCCAACGCCAUCUCAGAGUGCGAGCGACACUAUGACGUCCACGUCGAAUUCAUCCGACAACGAGAUGGAGCACAUCCAAAUCAGCGCCAUGAACGUCCGCUGCAGCCUUUGCAAUGACACUUAUACCAUUCCAAAAGUGCUCUACUGUUUCCAUACCUUUUGCCAGCCUUGCCUGGAAAAAAUCCAAGAUACGCCUGACCGAAUCCAGUGCCCUGAGUGCCAUCAGGAUACUACUCUUCCCGCUCAGGGCGUACAGGGCCUUCUUCCUGAUUUCGCGAUAAGUAAUAUCCUUGAAGCAUCAGCCGGAGAUAAUACUUCCCUUAAUUGCACUGGUUGCAAAAGCAAGGAGACGAAUGCGGUCGCUCGGUGUUUUGACUGUGCUAACUUCCUCUGCCCCAACUGUGUCAUGGCACAUCAGUUCAUGCAUUGUUUCGAGGGCCAUCGCGUGAUCAUGUUCAGUGAUUUGCAGAAUGGUAAAGAACAAAUCAAGCUCGAGAAACCAUUAAACUGCUCCAAACAUCGCAGUGAGAUGCUGAAUUUCUUCUGCAAAACUUGCAAUAUUCCGAUCUGCAAGGAUUGCACGUUAUCUGAUCAUUCCCGUGGGCAUGAGUUUGGCUACAUCAGCGAGGUCGGCCCGAAACAUGUCGAACUCUUACAGCACGUUGUUGAUGAUGCAAAAAUCAAAGCAAAUGAACUCCGUAGCACUGCUAAGAGCAUGGAACACUCCGCAAACCGCCUGCAGAUUCUGUACAACAAAGCCCAGAAUGAGGUCAAUGAGACCUACAACUUCUAUCGUACGAUGCUGGAAGAGAGACGACAGGAAACAAUCAAGGAGCUCGAUGGUGCGUUUAAUUCCAAACAGGUGCUACUCAAUUCCAUGGCGGACAAGAUACAGGAUGCCAUCGAUCGUCUCUACCAGGGUUGUGAGUUUGUUGAGAAAUUAUUGAAGCAUUCCGGUAACACUGAGAUCCUCAUGUUCAAGAAGAUGAUUGACACCAAGGUCAACAACAUCAUGAGCUACACGCCAGAUAUCAACAAUCUUGAGACGUCGUUCGACCUCGAGUUCGUGUCCAACUUCCAAGCCAUUCAGGUUGGAGUACGCAAUACGUUCGGCUACAUCCGUCAGAGCUUCGAAACCAAUCAGAAACCUCAACCUAUUGCACGUCCAAACGGCAUCGUUACCAAGACGAUCAACAACGCCUCGCCUCCGUGUGUGAGUCCAACUAUCAGCAUGUUUGGCGAUUUCACCUCGACGUUGAACAAGCGGUUCCCGAGCAACAACACACUCGUUGGAUUUGGCACAGGUCUGGAUCCUAAUGUCAAUCCUUAUGAGAAGUGGUCCAGCGGUUCUAGCCAUGAUCUGAUCAACAACGGGGAUAUCUUCCAGACAAACCCUGAUUCCAUAAUGGACUUGACAAACAAGCUGAUCACAGCCAAUAUCUACCCACCUAAGUCUCAGAUCAAGCGCCAGAAGAUGAUCUACCAUUGCAAGUUCGGAGAGUUUGGUGUCAUGGACGGUCAGUUCACUGAACCAAGUGGUGUGGCUGUCAAUGCUCAGAAUGACAUCAUCGUUGCCGACACCAACAACCACCGCAUCCAAAUCUUCGACAAGGAGGGCAGAUUCAAGUUCCAGUUUGGCGAAUGUGGAAAACGUGACAGCCAGCUCCUGUACCCAAAUCGUGUGGCAGUGGUGAAGACCUCGGGCGACAUCAUCGUGACUGAGAGGAGUCCCACACACCAGGUCCAGAUCUACAACCAGUAUGGCCAGUUUGUACGCAAAUUUGGUGCGAAUGUCCUGCAGCAUCCGAGAGGUGUAACCGUCGACAACAAGGGUAGGAUUAUCAUUGUGGAAUGUAAGGUAAUGCGUGUUAUCAUUUUUGACCAGAUGGGUAAUGUGUUGCAGAAGUUUGGUUGCUCCAAGCACUUGGAGUUUCCGAACGGUGUCGUGGUCAACGACAAGGAAGAGAUCUUCAUCAGUGACAACCGUGCUCACUGUGUGAAGGUGUUUAGCUACCAGGGUGUCUUCCUGCGUCAGAUUGGUGGCGAGGGCAUCACGAAUUACCCGAUCGGCGUUGGAAUCAACGGAGCCGGUGAGAUCCUGAUCGCUGACAACCACAACAACUUCAACUUGACGAUCUUCACCCAGGACGGCCAGCUCGUGACGGCAUUGGAAAGCAAGGUGAAGCACGCGCAGUGUUUUGACGUUGCGCUCAUGGACGACGGCAGUAUUGUUCUCGCGAGCAAAGACUAUAGACUGUAUAUCUACAGGUACAUUCAGAUUCCUGCCCUGGGUUUGUAAGUCUGAAUUUGGCGUCAAUAACGCACACCAGGCUCAAUUCACAAGGGGUGCGUAUCGUGGAUUUUGACCAGAGUGUCCCCUAGUGUUCGUGUUGCUUACUAUUUACAAGAUAUUUACUGAUGUUUUCCAUUUGAAAGAGGGUACUGUCCACAUUGCUGCGAGUUGUUUGCUGUGUCGUGGAGUGUGGAUGCUGCGUGUUUGUUGUUGGUCGUCACUCAUUUUGGGUGGAGUUAUAGAAUUAUUUGAUCAUGAAACCUGCACUACUAGAGUUUUAUAUACAUAUGUUGCUAUCUCAUAAGGAGUCAAUUUGCCAAUUUUGAACGUCGCUUGAUUUGAGUCAUGAUCAUGAAAUCCAAACGGAGCAUUCCUUUCUGUCUUAAAAAUAAACAAUCGUGAAAUUCAUUUGGAAGGCUGGAGAGGCAGACUGAUUUGGUGACAUUUCCUCAAAAGCUGUGACCGACUCUUGAUGAAUUCAUAACACCAACAUUUAGAAUGAACCAACCAUGCUAUAAUAUCAAGGGUGCAUCAUUUUACUUUAAAGAAGUGUCAGCUUUAGAUUAUCACCUUGUAUGAAUUGUAAAAAUAGACCCAUGUCACAUUUCCAGUCGCAAAAUGUAAUAUCAUUACCUGGAAAUUGGCCAAGUUCAGUUCGUCACCAGUCAGAUCUGCUGAUCUUCCUAACACUGCAUCGAUCAUGUGUUAUGCCUGCACUGUUUUUGUAAUUCUUGUUAUGAUUUUGAAAGGGUUUAUUUUCACGUUCGAUUUUUAGGGAAAGUGCAAAGGUUAAGAUCACUCAAUGGGAAAUGUUUUUAGAAAGUUGUGCUUUAAAAGGUGUAACUGCUAUAUUCGUGGUCAUUCUAAAGUAGUGAGGGAAGAGUAAUUUUAAAAAAUCCGAUAUUUGCUGGAUCUGCAGUCUCAGAAAGAUGGUAAUCGAGGGCCCCUAUUUCAGACUAAGUAUUAAGUACUGGUGAAAACAAUCCAAAGCUCUUCAACUAAUUGGACAAGGCCAGUCUUUCGGUGUAGCAUUUCUAAUAAGUCUCGCAACAGAUUAUAUAAAGCAGUUGCACACUUAAGAAGUUAGUGUUCUUUGCCACUUCAAAAUGACCACUGAUAACGAAAACCGUUGGUGCUGCAGCAUUAGUACAAAUUGACACUGGACCAUGCCCUAGGAAGCUAAAAAAUCUGCAGGGCAGAUCAGUUUGUUAGUGUAAAACUUUUUUAGCACACUUUUAAAAACUGGCUGCACCAGAAUCUCACUUGGACUGCCCUGUCCCAAUCCAUGAGAUUCGUAGAAGAGAACGUUCGAAAAACUGAAAGGAAAUUUCGCUUUUUCAAUUUCUCAAAAAAACUUCCAAAACUUCAGACUGCUUGAUUGUUCGCAAGUCCUGUACUGGAAAUGCUUUGUCAACAGAAAAUUAUGUACUUGAAUGAUAGUUUAGCUUUAGAGUAGACGUCAUGGUCCUAGAACUUGUACAAAUGUAUUUGAAUCAAUGGCCCCAUCGAAAGGAUAGAUCUCUUAUGUUUUUCAUUAUAAUUAUGCAUUGUUCUUAAGUGUUGUCAGUCAAUGAAUCAGUUAACACGAUCGGUAUGGCAUUUAUUCUCGGUAGGUCGUUGUAGGAACCACCAGGUGGCGUUAGUAGUUGUUGAAAAAUUUUCUCUACUUUGACAAAAAGUUUUAUAUACAAAGAGUAUUUGAUGUUGUGAUGGUAGCGUCUUUGUGAUUGGCAAGUUGUGUUGUUGUUCAAUGUUGCUUUGAUAUCUCAUAAUUAUAUUAUUAUUAUUAAUUUAGAUAGUUUAAUUAUGCAUGCCAAACAUUACCUACUUAGUUGUUAGUCAGAUAAGUUUUGCAUUCCACGUACGGUUCGCAUUUUUAUACAUCGGUUUGUACGAUAAUAAUCACGUUGAAGCUAAAAUCAGAUGUUCCUGUAUAUUUUCAUGUCUAACGACAAAGUUCAUAUCCCAAUUCCACGAUGUGCUCAGCAAAUUACAUUGUACCUUGUUAUAUACUCUUACUAUUAUGCAUUUGCAACGUUACGGCAAACCAUCAAUUUUUAUAUAACCUUUGAAUUUGAGAGAAAAAAUGAACAAAAAAAUACCCAGUAAUCCCAUCCUUCUGCAGAUGUCUGCUUUAAAAAUGUUUUCGCUUCUGAGAUGUUAGGCAGUGAGGAUGUGUGCUGUUGAAAACCCACCAAUCAUCUUUUUACUGUUAUGAAAGAUUGGACAAUCUUGAAAGAUAUUUGGGUCGUUAGUGCCCUCUUUUUCAUCACUUAGGCAACUCGGGGGAAGAAUCAAGCUUGAACUGAUAUGGGCUGUUGGUUGCCACAGUUGUGCACCUAUAGGAACUAUGAGGACAGCUCAUGCUGCAACUGAGUAUUGCCGCGCUGGCAACAAACAAAAAACACAACUCUUUGCCCUUGACAAGAAAAACUACCCAAGGUACUGUGACACAAACUCGUUGUUUGAACUUUAAUGUUAGGUGACUUAGUUCUAAGAGAACAUAGAGGGCAGCACACUUUCUCAUCUACCGCAUGUUCGCGCUGUUGUAAACUUUUGGGAGUGCUCAUAUGUUAUGAAGAGGUUGAUUGUCUUUUAGCCAUUAGUCACGCAAUAUAUAUCCAGUCACAAUAUGAGAUGUACACCUAAUAAUUGAAUAAUGAUCGAUUGUUUUACGUUAAUGCUUCAUUUAGCUUUGUUGACCAUAUUGCAAUUUGUGUGUAUUUUUUGUAAAUUGCAGUUCAAAUAAUCAUCACCAUAGAUAUUGUAGCUACCUCGAUGUCUCGAAUAGUAACGGCUGAUUUUGUAUGCAGAUCAGCGCAGGAAUCACCGACGGGAGACCAGAAAAACACAACUUAGAAGUUGUUAUCAUUGCAUGUAUUGUCUAGCAUGUAACUAUGUGCACUUUGCCUUGCUAAAAUAACCUUCCAUUGCGUAGAAGUGCAUUUGGUUUAUGACAAUACGAAUGAAAUAUUGAUGAUUUGUUUUGACCAAAUGCAGUCUUAGGGCGUAUAACGCCAGCAGUUACGACAUACUUCCUUAUAGUGGUACACAUAAAUUUUAGCACAAGUUCUUGUGUAAUGCCUGGUACUCCAUGGGGCUUACGCAAAACACUUCCAUACAUGUAUACGUUACCCAGGUUAGAUCAUACUCAAGCAAUCAAUAAUGUAUAUCUAAUUAUUAUUGCCAACUAUAAUAUCUAAAGUAUAGGCUACUUCAAGCGUACGUUUGGAGGGGGGCUAUGUGUUGACAUGGCAUGAUUUUAAACCAACACAGGCGCACGUUCUGUAGCUAUAGCACCAUCACUGGCAUCAGUCUUUGAACAUUUCAUCAACUUAAAAUGAACGGGACCAAAUCAGUCAUGGGACCAAAUCAUAUAUCAUUGUCAUCUCUGUCUUAACUUGAAUCAUUGUUGUCGUCCAAAUACUGGUAGACCACAUGGUGCCUUGUGCAUGUGUAAAGUUAUAUAUUUUUGGUAAAUGUUGUAAAAGAAAGGCAUAGCGUACCUAUAGAGAUACACAUCAAAUGAAUGUUUUCACAUUUACUGCUGCUAAUCUCUUUUUCGUUACUGUCCUUAUCAACUGUCGGUGUAAAGUUGACCUCUUUCACCCAGAUUGUCCGUAAUCACAGUCACUGACUGUACAAAGUUUGUUUCUUGGUUUGAAAAAGAAAUCCCCUUCCUGGAAUGUCCUGUAUUCGAAUUCAUCAGUAUUUUUGACCCCUUGCUCUGCAAAUGAAGGUCCUGUGCUAGGUGCACUUCUUUAUAAGUCUCAUGCACGACCCAUUUGUAGAAAGGAACUGAGUCCUCCAACAUUUCUACCCGGAACCCUUUUUUGAAACUUGGAAGAAAAAAAUGCUUCCGGUGACAAAGCCCUGUCAUCUUCUUUCAUUCCAUAAUGGCUGGAAGUUUGCUUUGAAUUUUAAAAAAGUCAGUAUUUCAUCCUUACGUUGCACUGCUUCCCUAAUACUUGGAUUGGUGAAUGAUUUGUCUCAAUCCUUUUCGCUUUCCUACUCCUCAAUCAUCUGUGACGACUUCCACUCGCGUGACUAACUACUGUCUCUACCAAGACGUCUAGUGUGAACAGUAUUAUUAGUCUUUGAAACAGGAUCAUCUGUCUGUGACCGUGAAGAAUGCUGAAGCGGCAACUCCAAAUAAAAAUGCUUGCAUCCCCUCUUCACAUCAUCCCCUUGUAGGUCUUUGUAUUGUUUCUAAAAUUAUGUACACUCAAUUUUAAAAAUCUUUAUCGAAAAUAGAUAGCUACAACUUUGCUACCCAAGCACAUCUGUAGUAUUGCCAAUUGCGCAAUACCUCUACAUUUAUUAAGAAGACAGCACAAUUUCUCCAACAGUAUGGCAAGUAAUAAUACAUUGUACCUCACGUUGGCACAGGAAAAAAAUAUCCUAAUUCACGCUUUUGCUUCCAAAACUUGGUUCUCCCGUCGUGAUUCUUGCAGCAUUAAACCUUGUUAAAAAUAAUAAUAUAAUAUAUUCCUGCAUACGAUAACAUACUGUUGCCUUUAAUAUUCCAAAAACUGGUUUAGUUUAUGUAAAAGUAUUUAUUACUGUAAUUGUAGUUCCGCAUCAUUGUAUGUUCCCUAUUCAUUUGUUUUAAUUAAAUGUUCAUUGUCGAUUACAUUACUUACAUUGUACCUUGGAACAUAUGACUAACUUGUAUCAUAAAUAUUGUAAUUGUUUUAUUCGAGAGCUUUGCUCACUCAAAACAUUGUGAAAUAAAUAUGCAAUGAAAAAAAAAUAGAUCCAAGAAAGAGGAGAUAUUUUUCAGACUGCUUGGAUCAGGGGAUUGGGGGUGGGGCUUUAUUGUAUGAAAAUACUAAUGGUUAUCAUGCUUUGUUUAUGGGGCAGUUUUGUACAGCACGUGUUUCAGAAUUUUUUCUCCGUUAUUACUUUAAGCCUGCUCAGCUCUGCUCAGAGACAACUUUUUCUACAAAUUGUUUGAGUAAUUUCUGUGUGUUAAAUAUCGUCUGCUCGUCUGGGGCUGCAUGCUGACUCCCAGCCGGCACAUACUCUAUGAAGUUUGGAAAUAUUGAAAUCAUGUAAACACAAAAAAAAUGCAUUCAGAAGUUUUUUUUACACAGGACUACUGGAGUUGUGGCUUAAAGAUUUGAAGAUUUAUUUUCAACAAAUGCUGAUUUUUAUAUGUUUUCUAUAUUAAAAACUGGAGACAUUUUUCUACAAACGUUGAUGUGAAUGCAGACAGAGUGCGUUUCAUAUUGUUUGUGUAUUUUUCCUGUGUUUGCUGAGUGUACUACGGCCCUUCGGUCAUUGCUAUUUAGAUAAGUCAUUGUCAAGAAUUGUAGUUUUGAAAAAAUUAUUGCAAAGAUGUGUACAUUGUUUCUGCUGCCUUGCGCUAGCCAAGUUUUAACUCUUUUCCGGACAGAGGAUGAAAAAUGGACACAAUGCAUCACCUUGAUGCUAUCCUUGUUUUCCAAAAAGGUCAUCUAUUUGAAGCAUGCUCUGUCCCAUGAGGAAUUAGAACCUAGAGAAAAACUAGUCGUAGAGAAAAGUCAAGUAUUACUCAAAUAAUAUCAUAUUGGCAAUAUUAGUUGAACCAUUUAUUCUCUGGAUAUCAUGGAAAGUAUACUAGAUUUGAAAUCGAAUGUAACACAAAUUUCAACCUGGGGUCAAGGUCAAGUGAAUGCUGUUUGAGCUAUUAGCUUAAAGGUCAAGGUCAGGUGAUACCUCUUGACCUUAACCUUAGUAGCUCAAGUGGUGCCUUGACAUAACUUUUUGCUAACGAAUGCUCGAGAUGCUUGAGACCGACCUAGGUUUGCAGAAGCAGCAAGCCUGUGAAGUCAUCUCACCUGUCUUCCUCCGACAAAAACUGAUAGGAGAUUAUUACUUUAAAAAACGAACACUAUAUACUUAGACUUAUCAGCUCUUUAAUGACUAUAAAUGUAUCAAAAUGUGUAAAAGAAGUGUCGUGGUGUGCAUGUAUACUACUAUAUACAUUUUAUCAGAAUGCCUUAGGAAGGAUGAAACUGCAUAUAUAUUUGUGUUAGGUAUUUUUUGACAUGACAUCUGGUAUUACGCAUGUUAAAUCGUUGAAUAUUUUUGCCAUGGUUUAUGCAAGGACUGACCCAAUCUCCUGGUAAUUUUUUUACUAUGUAGAACUAAGAGUCUGCCAUUCAAAAAUUGACUAGACUAUAGCAGUUUGCCAAGUUUGUUGUUUAAAUAUAAGGACGCGUGAGCAAUAGUUAUUCAUGUUAUAAUCUUGAUAUGCUGACUAUGUUUGUAUCGGUGUGUAUGUUUGCAAUCACGUGAUCGUGUCUGUAACGUGUUUGUGUGACGACACCCUAAACGUCUGAAUUUCUCGAGUCACAAAUUUUAAUAAUCUGGCAAUGAAAUGACAUGAAAGAUGUCUGUGCCGUCGUUUUAAACUUGCAAAUUGCAAACAUGCAACUAUGAUGAAAGUAAACGCAUGGAUGCUUGGAAUGUCACUGUUGAUAUUUCAGAGAGCUAUGAAAUUACAGCAUCGCAAAUGCGGGUGUUUCAUGUAACUAAGCCUGAUGCUUGUCAAAGUCAGACUCCAAGAUGAUGCUUCCUUUCUCCGUUAACAUCUACCACACCUGCUCCCCCGUUGAAAAGCUAUCAUCACCAAUUUAUUGUGACUGCAAUAUCAAGAGCAGCUUGCAGGGCAGAAAGCAAGUUUGGAGAGGUAUUUUUUGCUCACAAGUGACCCAGAUUAUGAGAAACCUUCUGACAUUGAAUCGAAAUAAGGUGACUCAGCAGACAGGCGGGGUACUUUACUGGGCAUUUCACCUUGUGCAAAUGUUUGACGCUCUAAUUAUUUGCAAAUCCACAUAUUUACUCAGAAUAUUUUUACUCUAGAAAGUUGAUCAGUUAAAGACCCAUAGUCUCUUUACUGCGAAUGAUAACGUCAUAAAUAACGUCAUGUACCGGUACUGAAAAUGUAAUCAAGUUUCCAUGCAGCCUAUAAAUGUCUGGCUGGAAAGAAAGUAAGAUGACCUAAAUCCAGGUUUGGGGUGUUUUUGUUGUAAUGUUGCUGGUUGUACUAUACCAUUAGGCAUCGCUUUGCUGUCCUUGUGCUUUUGUCAAAGUGCUUCGAUUCCCUUACUCGGAAAUGUUGUGGGUGGCUUGGCUGUGAAGUAGCGAAAGAUUUCGAUGAAAUUUUGUGGCAGACGGUGAAUUGAAUCCUCUGCAGCCUCAUUGAUUUACCCCCUGUAGCCUAGUCAGUAAUUAUAGCUUGUGGUAAUUAACUCCUGUCGAAACAAUGCUUUGACGGAUCCCAAGAGAUCCAAAUCUGUCUGGCCAGAUGGCCGUCAUUGUCAGCCAGUCUGAAGUGGGCUUACCCUCCGCGUGCACUUUUCAAGACAAACGGCCACGCCCGAGAAAUUGUGCAUAGCAGACCUAGACAUAAGUUUGUGACUUAAAAAGUAAUUUGACAGAUGAAGUAAAGUUGCCUAGUGGAAUAAUGCAACCAAUGUUAAAAAUUCGAGGUCCGUGAGAGUACCUUCACGAAAAGUUGGUUUUCAUUGUCGAAAGAUUGGAUUUAGUUCAUUUGAAAGAACUCUUUGAAAGAGUCAUGUAUAGUAUGUGAACUCACAAUGACCGUGAGCCAGAAUUAUCUUGCAGUUUCUUCACCAAAAGUGUUGCGCUUGCGCAUUUCAGGGCUAGAAAUAUUUGUGAACUUCUUUUCGAUUUCAAACAUUGGCCAGUUGCACUCUUUAGUUGUUUAUUAUUCACAUACUAACCACAAUUAUUAUUUUGUGCACAAAAAAUGACUUGACAGGUAAUUUUGUUCCUAAUCUAACCGGAUCAAAAUCAGAUACGAGUGUGGAUUUUGUCCAAAAUGACGACUUGGGCACUAAUCAAAGUUUUCAGAUCUUGAUGGUUGUGUGAAGCAAAUGCGCAUUGCCAGUACCAUGUUAGUGGUCAAGGGGGUUUUCUAUCAGUUAUUCAGUGGAAUGAUUGAAGAUCGAGUUGAUUGAUUGAGGAGAUUACCUGUAUUUGGUACUGCACGUUUCUCAUGCAGUCAAUGAGGGGAGAAAAAUUCACUGAAAUUUUCGCACGAAAGACCCACAGUUUUGAAAGGGUUUCAAUGUAUAUGUUCACAUGUAUAUCUUCUGCACUCAAUGUUUGCAUUUUCUGUUAAAAUUGAUGGAUAAUUGCUUAAUUUAUCUGUUUAGCUGGCCCUCUUAGUUGUUAGUAUUGUUCGUUCGGAGUACCUUAUUAAUUUAAGCUUCAGCAUGUAAUAUUUUUCUUAAUUGUGUAUAUCACUGUUGAGUUUUUUAUUCAUAUCAAAAAAGUUAAAACUGUAAUGUUAUGUUAAAACAAGUAAAAAUACAUGGUGUGUUGUUGUUAUUAUUCAAUGUAGAGAGAGAAAGAGCUUUGCCUUUAUUGUGCGUGAAAAUGAAUUACAGAAAUUUUUCAUAAUUUUUGCCAUUUCGGGCAAUUACUUCACAGUUAUCAGGUCACGAUUUCUUCAUGGAUGUAUUAAAUUACGUACGGCCAUGUCUUUAAAAUUAACACUUUCUUUGGCAGAGUAGUAUUUGUGGUGUUUUGUAGGAGCUUUGGCUAUCGUAUAGUAUCCCAUUAGCUUCAUUUUAUCGAGUUUAAUCAGCUCAGGCUUCGACUUGAAGCAUGAAGCAGGGCUGAUUUUGCAGUUGAUAUCUAUUGGUCACAAAUUGUAACUUCUGGGUUUUAUAUUUAAUCAGGAGAUCAUGGGAGCCUUUGUCACAUGACAGGCCAAUGUGACACUUCUAACUUAUAGGCAGAGUGAAGUAUGAUGAUAAUAGGUCAAAAUACUUGGAAUGAUUUCUGCAUUUUGAAGGAGGCGAACAUGGGUUGUUCUAUGUAUAAGGCCUAUGGCGGUAUGUGCGGGUAAAUUAGGCCGCCACAAACUACAAAAUGAGUCUCAGGCUUGAUUGCCAUAGUCUGUCUGGAAUCCUUUGUCUGAUAUAUGUUGCAAACUGUCAUUGUAUGAUCAUGUUAGCUUCGGGGUGAAUGCCGCCUAUAGCAAAUCUAUCUGCUUUUCCAACUAAUACACUUGAAAAACAGUAUUUAUUCAGUUGUGGGGCUAUACAAUGGGUUAUUAUCAUUAUUCAUAACCAAUGUUUCACCACUCGUUUGAAAGAAAAUGUUAGCAAAUACUCGUGAAAACACAAUUAUAUUUUUAAUACGCUAAAUUCGAAAUUAACCACAAAAAAUCGCGUGGCAGGAUUUUUUUAAAAGCUCAUGAUAACAUGAUAUGUUUGAAAAUGAGAUAGGAUUUUUUUCUCCAUCAGUUUGAUGAGAGAGUGUAAAGCACCACAUGAGUCCAUGAGCAGCAAUCGUCAUUUCCUUCAGUCUAUUUUAGCCUACCAGCAUAGCGGUCCUUUUACUGCAUCGCUAAUCGCCCCACCAGUCUUAAUAUCCAGGCUUUGGGUGGAAAGGAUGGUGUCAUCUGAUUCAGACACUCAUGAUUUGCUUAGAAAUGUCACAAAAGGGCUGGUCACACGCAUGAUUAUUGUCCAAAAUGGGUUCCAUGAUUAUUGUCCAAAAUGGGUUACAUGAUUAUUGUCCAAAAUGGGUUACAUGAGUUGUGUAAGUGGUGCACCCAUUGCGUACACUGAUUUUUAGGGUGCAGAAGACUUGGGCUCUUCGUCCAAGAAAAUGUCAACGAUUUGUGAAGUUCAACUGAAGACUUCCUGGAUGAAAUUGAGCACAUUAUCGCAUUUGGUGUACAAGUUGUAGGUGCAUAUUAAGUCAGUUGUGUCGUCAGUGAUGCGUGCAGCAUUUGUCAUUUGUGCAUCUAUUAUGUGUAAUGCUUCGUUGCACAAAAAUGAUGCCCAUAUCAAGCACCUAUGAUGCACAAUCAACUUAGACUAGAGUUGGAACAUACUAUCAAGGCCUACAUGUCACGAGCCUCCACAGAUGUGCGAGCAACUACAAAACCAUCGAACUCUACUUUGCCAUUUCACUUUUUCUGAGGGGUGAUGCCUUACUCACUAGUUUAUGAUAUUAACUAUUAUUACUAUUAUUAUAUUAUCUAGUCUACUAUUAAAAAUGUUUUAGUGUUUUAGUGUUGGCAUAAUUAGUGUGUGAGUGUAUGUAGAAUCUCUGUUAUAUGUCUGUUUGUAAUCCAUCAUACUAAUGUGUUCAAUCCAAGUUACUCUUUGUCAAACUCGGGGUGCGUUCCAAAAACUGAUUUCAGCCUUCGAGCUCUCUCCAGCUAGAGGUGACACCACCUUUAUACCAUCCUGACAAUAUCAGGCCAUUUCACUCGACACAUACUUACUCCCUCUGCAUUAGGAGAAGUCGUGUUGUAGGCCCUGUUUGCAAGAGGAUGCCUAAAUACAGGCUUGUAAUCAUAUCAUUGUCUUGUCUUGCCUGUCAAGUAUAGCCAUUAGGUAACACUUGUUAUUUUAGCUGGGAAAAAGUUUGUCUCCAUUGAAUCCCAAACCAACCUGUACUGAACAGAUAGGUGGAAGCUGACAACCACUAACUAAUUAACCUUUAAGAAACUGGAAAACUGUAUUGAAAAUUUAAGAUCGAAAAACUAUGGUCACAAGUUCUCAAAUUCCUACCUUACCACAGGGUUGAAAUUUUCUUGUCUGCUAGGUUUGUUAACCUCUAUGCCCAAGAGAGCUCUGAUUUAAAAUCGCUUUUCAAUGUGCAGGGUCUGCGUCGGCCAUUUUAUAAAAGUUUUGUAUGUUUUCUGUUUCGUGCAUCAAACCAUGACAGUUACACCAUUGUGUGCCUUGGGGGUCAUCUUUUGAAUGACGCCAUGAAGAAGCAAUUGUACCCAACUGCGGCAUCAUUCUUCAGGAGCAAAUAUAAUGAAGUCUCAUCACAUCCUGCUGGUGAAUCUGAAAUAAAACUUUCCAGAAUUGACGUCAUGAAGCACUUUUUUGAUCGAAUGACUGUUUUGUGGCAUAUAACAUUGUGAUCUUUAGAUCGAGUCGAUUUGGCUUGGUUUAAUAUUUUGGGGACUUGGAAAAUCUGGUUUUAUGAUCAAAAGAAUGAUGUCGGAGAGUGUAAUUGCAGGUUUUUGUUUUAGGAUAAUUGUCUGUUGCAAUUUAUCACUGAGGUUGUGGAAUUUGGAACGAGCCCUGGUUGUUGAUGAAAUUUUUAUUACAUUUUAUUUGAAAUCAUUUACCUUAUUGUCGUUUUUUGUUUGACCUGCUUCUUCGAUGUUGAUUUUUAUAGAGGAAACGCACAGUUUAAGCCGUUCAAAUGAAACAUACCUUCGCGCCAGUGCUGGUCAAAACUUUUUGAUGCUGGGCGAUUGUUUUCUUGUGAUUGGGAAUAGCUGUCAAAAAUUAACUCCGACUAUGUUAACCUUUACAGGGUGUUGCAAAAAACACUUCAUAUGGAGGGAAACCCCAUAGAACUGUUUCGAUUGUUUUAAAUCUCAUUGGCAAUUAUGUAUUGGUAAGAAAAAAGAAUUGGUGUGGCGUCACCACCAUUGUGUCAAGGCCUGAUGACCAUACUUCCUGGUUAGUAUGGCCCUCUAUGAAAGCAGGUUAGAACUGAUACUUAGACCAGAAUGAAAAUUGGAUAUUUAAGUUCAUUUUUGGUAGCUAUCCCAUUGAAGGAAUGAGGAAGUUUCAUGCACUAUGUGUUUGGUAUGGGUAUGUUUAGUGGUUUUUGGUCCUCUGUCUUUUAUGUUAAGUAGAAUACGUACGUACGUCUCGUGUCUAGUAUGGACUGGUUCGUAAAGCUGAAAGCGCACAAAAGUGUAAAGGAGAUUACUUUUUUUGUAAAUUUUGUGUGUGGAUAAAGGUUGUGAGUGUAAACCAUGAAAGGACUGGGUGAAGGGGACAGUGGCAUUCCUGUACAAUUUCAUAAGUAUGUAAUUGAGGGAGAACUUCACGAGAUAUUUCAGCGUAUAUUUCAUUCCAAAAUGACAAGUAGCUACUUGAGAAUUGUUUGACUCCCUCUGUCUGUGUCCUCAGUCCUUUGGGUUUUGUGUAAAGAAAAAGGGAGGUGAAUUUGUAAAGUGGCUUGGUUUGCUCUGGAGUGGAGAUGAACAAGUUUGAACUAGUACAGGGUAUGUUGCACAAGUGUCACUAUGUUCUACCUAAGGAGUUUGCAACAGUUUAUCUUUUUUAAAGAAAGUUUUUUGAUGAUUUUUGAAACCAGUGAUGUCGUCUCCAGCAGCCAGCCACCGAUUUGCUUUCGAAUAUUUGAACAAAGAUGUUUUAUUGUUUGAAGUAAAGUUUUUAGACUGCAAGUUUAUGGUUUGCUAAGAAAUGGACAUGUUGGUUAUGAAGAAAGUGUGUUUAGAACUUGUG
Messenger RNA from Lineus longissimus, 14664 nucleotides. Its product is annotated as brain tumor protein-like. The coding region runs from base 107 to 2413 and encodes 768 amino acids. The transcript has 2 exons. Gene Ontology annotation, molecular function: zinc ion binding; protein binding; ubiquitin protein ligase activity. The record is from RefSeq and is a predicted model, not a curated record. NCBI's taxonomy places the organism in Eukaryota, Metazoa, Nemertea, Pilidiophora, Heteronemertea, Lineidae.